AUGAUGUCUUCGAACCCAGGGACACCAGCAACGCCGGAAACGUUCGCCUCUCCUGGUGGAAAGACUACUGGUUCGUCUGCCGGCGAAGAUGAAUUGCGCAAACAACUACGUGCGGCACUCCAAAGCCUCAAUCGUCGUGAACCACUGGAACCUUCCUACAAAAGACUCUUGUUGAAUGGCACUGUCACUCGUAGAUUACCCACAAUCCCAAAAGACAAAUUCUACAAGCGAAUAGGUUCAGGUCUUAGGCAACGAGUGGAACGUUACAUGGUGGAGAUGCAAGGAAAAGAUCCAUUUGAUCGCAUUUCGCAACGACAACCGCUGGAAGAGGAAAAGAUGAGAGCUGCCUUUACGCUUCGAGAAACCAAAGCACACGAACAACAGCCCUUAUUAGAAGCCACAUUGGCGCAAACCAUGAUGCACCCGGAACGGAAACGUGCCUUGGAUGGGAUUGCCAUGGGAUUGCAAUCCCGUAACGCGGCUCCCAAAAAGAUCCGGACUUCAACUGGGGCUCCUAUUUCCGCCAUGGAACAAACCGAAAAGGCCCGCCGCAAGGCAGAAUUAGACCGACAACGAGAACAAGCUCGCAAGUGGGAAGAGGCUCGUUCCAAACGAGAAGAAGAAGAGCGCUUGCGUAGGGAACGCGAGGUUCAACAACGCAAGCCAGCGGCGACUCCGCAACAAACACUGAUAUUAAAGGUUUUCAAUACAAUGUGGGAUAUGAAUUUUAAGAUUCUGGGAGAUACCAAUCCGUUCCGUACAGUCAUUGAUCGCAACAACUGUGCUGCCAUUGGAGCUCCGGACUACUUUGAUAUCAUUACCACUCCCAUGAACUUGACAUAUAUCAAAGAUAAGGUUCAUGGAAUGAAGUACAUUACCUUGCAAUCCUUCUUUGCGGACAUCGAUCUAAUGAUUCAGAAUGCCCUAACCUACAACAGCGCGGCAGGAAAUCCAUACCGUGUGGCGGCAGAAGAAAUGAACAAACGAUAUCAGAAAAUUGUCAAGAAAAUCUGGCAGCAAAAGAAAAGACAACAAGCGGCAAUGAAUGAAUCAUAA
Molecule: messenger RNA, 1056 nt
Organism: Cylindrotheca closterium
Lineage: Eukaryota; Bacillariophyta; Bacillariophyceae; Bacillariales; Bacillariaceae
Source: the annotation of a GenBank genome assembly